CCACCCUCUGCCCUUCUCGCCAGACUCAACCACCUGCACCUCCACCUCCCUUUCUCUCUCCAUUCCGCCACCGCUACCGGAAACAGAGUCAAUGCCUGCGCAGAGGCGUUCGUUCGAGCCUCCUACUCCUCCUCCCCCACCCGUUCCGACUCCGGAGGAGAAGGUUGAUUCGCAGCAACGCAAUCAAAACCACAAUGAACAAGCCGAGGAUGGAGACGAUUCAGAUGGAAGCCAUGUGUCUAGUGGCGGAGACAAAGAUGAUGGUGUUUGUCAACAGAUUUAUUCUUGUGAAAUUGGCAGAAAUACGCAAGGAAGUACAAUGCCCAAUCUGUCUAGGGAUUAUUCGGAAGACAAGAACAGUUAUGGAAUGCCUGCAUCGCUUUUGCAGAGAAUGCAUUGACAAAUCUAUGCGUAUGGGGAAUAAUGAGUGUCCUGCUUGUCGAACACAUUGUGCUAGUCGCCGAUCUUUGCGAGAUGAUCCAAACUAUGAUGCCCUCAUUUCAGCUUUAUAUCCAGAUAUAGAUGAAUAUGAGGAGGAGGAACUGGCUUUCCAUGAAGAAGACAAAGCUCGCAAUAACCAGAUCCAAGCUUCAAUUGCACAGACUUUACGACGGCAAACAGAAGCACUGGGAAGGAAACGAACAGCUAGAGCCACAGCUUCUGCAUUUGCGCGAUCAUCACAGGGCAAUUAUCGUAAUUUGAGGGGAAGGAGAAACCGUCGAGCUGCUGAACACCAAGGAUCUGAUGAUGAGGAGGAUACUAAUGGCCAUGAUGGAAUCAAGGAUUCGUCUUCUGCUGAUGAGCGUGCAGAAGUCACACCAAAAAGAUACAAAAGAUGGGGAGGAGCUCGGUUUUCUCAGCCUUCUUCUGGAGCAGCCAGUGCAGAUGGGGGUUGUGAUGAUAAUGAUGCUGAAAUUAAAAGAGAACCAGUGGGUGUGUCCGCUGGUCUUGUUGGCAACUCGGAAAUGCUUGCCUGGGGUAAAGGUGGCAUGCGGAGUCACACCCGGCAUGGCAGUCUGAGUGGUGGCAAUGGCAAGCAUGGUAGGAACAGCCGCCUCUCCAAGCUGAUGGAUAGUCUCCGAAAUUCGGAGGAAAACAAUGAUGGGUUGGAUAUCCACCUCAUGCUUGUUUCUUUGGACGAACAAAGAAUACCCAAUUUGCAGCGGCCCCACCUUUGCUGCAGGCCCUCUUUUGCAGUUAGACACAUAUGCCAAUAUGUUGCUGUCCAGACUUCCGUUGCAGCUGAUGAAGUUGAAAUGUUGUUGGUAAAAGAGUCCCACUCCAAACUCAACCCCUCAACCUGCUCGAGUUUUUUGAUCUCCAAGCCCAGUAUUAUAGAUCUGUGCAAAGAUGAGUUGCAUGCAUUGAAAGAGCAUGAAACAUUGGUGGAACUUCAAACUAUGUUCAAUUUUAGUCAGCAGCAUCUGCUUCUGGCAUACAGGCAAAAGUUGUCGGGAUUAGGAAACUCAUGAUGAAUUGACGAAGAACAAGUGGUUACAUCCUUUUCGUAGUGUAUAAAAAUAUGGUUAUAAAAGGAAAUCAGCAAUAUCUAUAAAUUCUGAUAGAACUCUAUGUAUACAUGUUCCUUUUUAAAUUUAGAGUUUCUAGGAAGUUGUAGGAGUAAACAAAAAAACAGUAAGAUGGUUUUAGGAUGUAGAAAAAGUUGCUUGCUUCGACCUUGAUACUUGAGUUUAUUUUCUCAUUCAAUCUUGUAGUAUGCAUCUUGCUUUAAUUAUUUUCAUUAAUGUCUUAAUGGAUAUUUGUGCUCUUCUCAUUACCCUUCGCUACACUCACUAAAGCCUUUCUCAAGACAUUUGAGUCAUUUUUUCGUUUUAGGAACAUAAAGUUGUUGCCUUAGCUGAACAAUGUAUUAAGUAUUCAGAGGAGGCUUAGAUUGAAUGUUCAUGUUCAUUUAUGACCAAAAAACUUGCUGGAUUUGAGAUCUACAUUGCAGGUGAAAAGAGUUGAAUAUCUCUCCACAAAGCUCAUUUUCUGUCUGGGAGCUGGUGUGCAUUUGUAUGUGUGCAUCCAUGAUCCACCCCAAAGGGGAUUGGAAGCGAUCUGAUGGUCCCGUUGUCAUGAUGGUAUUCUACAGCAGGCCGACCUCGAAUCUCUGAUACUGUAGGGAACAGCUCCCAAGAGGGCACUAUGGGAUGCAUGUGUUUGAUACAUAACCGGAGUUUGU
Ilex paraguariensis (yerba mate) is the source of this 2185-nucleotide messenger RNA. Lineage: Eukaryota; Viridiplantae; Streptophyta; Magnoliopsida; Aquifoliales; Aquifoliaceae. The record is from the annotation of a GenBank genome assembly.